AUGGCGACAAAAAGGAACGAACAAUUGGCUCGGAACAUAAGACGCUAUGUCAGGGAUGCGGUGAGAAGUGAUAGACGAAUUGGAGUACCAGAUGAAAUGCAAACCUCCGACAACUCCCAACCAGUGACUAUAAAUCCACGAAACCAUAUCAAUGAAAUUCCUCCUCAGCUUCUUGCCAAAAUCCUCUCCUACGUUGGAACCAAAUCAUUCAACCCACCACCACCCCAAUACCUUCAUUAUCUGACUGCAAACAGUGAAAAGUAUCUGAAAAUGAAAAGCGGAUCAUUUCGUUUCUUCUUGCCAGAGGAAAAUAGUGUGUGGUAUCUGAAGAAAGAAGAGUACGCAGUGAGAAAUUUGUUGAGUUUGAAGAGAGUCUGCAGUCAUUUUGAGAAUGUUAUUGAGAAUAUGACUCCAGAAAAGGAGUAUGAUACUGUGAUGGUUGAUUUGAAGCUUCAGGGUUGCGAGGACAGUAGCGCGGUGACCAUGUACAAGUAUGGAGGAACCGGUGCCAUUAAACCAGCUACCCAUCUAGCAAGAAAUUCCAGAUUUUCUGCGGAUACUCAUUUGGCAAAGUUUGAGAGAAUCCGAAACAUAAUCAUUGCCGAUAUGGAAUUGUCGGAGGGAGUAUUCGAGAAGAUCCUUGAGAUGGAUUUGGGUCACUUGAAGCAACUAUCAUUUGAAAGAUGGAGAGCAGUGACUAUGGAGAAUGGAAGGGACUACCUGAAACGAUUCAAGGCAUCUUUGCCAGAGAAUGUUGUUCUGGAGCCAUACAAAUUGAAGAGGCUUCUCGUGAACUCAAACUAUCUUUAUUGUUUCAAACAACACGAAAGAAACAGAAACCUUUUGAAAGUCAGAUGUCGUCAAGAAAGAAGAGAGUUCCGGAACUUCCGCACUAUCAAUACAAUUCACAACAUCCUUCGCUCGAAAACUCAUAGAAAGCAUAUAAAGCAUGCGUAUCAUGAGAAGACAAUCAAGUACAAGAAAGAUUUGAGAAGAUUCCUGUUUUCAAAACUUGGAAAAGGGAAAAGCCGCGAAAUUCAAGAAUGUGGAAAAUUUCACUUCAAAAAGUGCUAUCAAAUGCUCCAGAAGACAAUGCCAAAGUCUCAAGGAACAUUGGUUUUCCAUUUGAAAAUGUUGAAGAUGAUUUCCUCCAAAAAACCAAUGUCUUUAGCUGAGGAACAGGGAAUCAUUCAACAAGUUGCUGAAAUGAAAAAGCGGGAAUCUCAAUUGCACAAUUAA
This is a messenger RNA of Caenorhabditis briggsae, 1239 nucleotides long. The transcript has 7 exons. The record is from RefSeq and is a predicted model, not a curated record. The coding region runs from base 1 to 1239 and encodes 412 amino acids. Lineage: Eukaryota; Metazoa; Nematoda; Chromadorea; Rhabditida; Rhabditidae.